UUAUCUAAAAGAAGUGGAAAGAGUCAAAGAACUUUGUUUCUGGUAUUGAAUUGAAGCUCAUAGUUUUGGCGAUAAAGAUGAGAACUUUAGCUAUCUUGCUGCUAUUUUCUGCACUAUUUAGGGCAUUUGCAUCAUCUGACGAUGCAUACCCUUCUGGGUAUGGAGACGAACCGGGUAUCUGUCUGGGUUCUAGCGGCAAAUUACAGCAGAGAGAAGCUUAUGAAGGGGAAAUCUUUGACAUCACGCAUCCGUACACUCCUAACACGCCGGUGGGGGAUUCUGCUGAUGGCGCAGGACAAAUUCUGAGUCUUUUGAUGAGCAUGAAAAAUGGGUCUGAUUACAACUUGUCGGAGAUGAGAUUGUGUGUUCAUGCUGGCACUCAUGUUGAUGCGCCGGGGCACAUGUACGAUAAUUACUUUGAUCAGGGAUUUGAUGUUGAUACUCUUGACCUUAAAGUUCUCAAUGGCCCUGCAUUGGUAGUGGAUGUUCCAAGGGACAAGAACAUAACUGGUAAACUUUCUCAAGAAUUUAAUGUCUUAAUUUUCUGUCUCCAUGGAUGUUUAAUUUGUUUGAGUAGUAUAUGAAACAAGAUUCUCCAAGCAUAUUGAACUAAUCAA
This is a messenger RNA of Ipomoea nil (Japanese morning glory), 617 nucleotides long. Its product is annotated as kynurenine formamidase-like. The transcript has 2 exons. The record is from RefSeq and is a predicted model, not a curated record. Bases 78 to 584 code for a protein of 168 amino acids. NCBI's taxonomy places the organism in Eukaryota, Viridiplantae, Streptophyta, Magnoliopsida, Solanales, Convolvulaceae. Gene Ontology annotation, molecular function: arylformamidase activity.